AUGGAUUUAGAAGAAGUUUCUAAAAAAGAUGGAAUUGAAAAAACUGAUAAUGAUAGUUUAAAUGAAUAUGAAGAUACAUCAUUAAAUAAAAGCGUCAAUGAUUCUGAAAAAAUAGCAGAGGAGAAAAAUGUGGAAGGAGACAAUGAAUUAUUAAUUGAAAGAAUUUCAGAACCAUUAUUUGAAAAAAAUAAUUCUGAUAACUUUGAAAUUGUAACCUAUACAACUACAUUCACUAAAGAGUUAUUAAAUAGCAAAGAUAACAACAAUAAUAAACACAAUUUUUUUAUUAAUGACCUUGAUAAGGAUUUGCCACCAUUACCAAAUCAUAAUUCAUCACAAUCAAAAAGUUUCAGUGAUUCUAAUAUCACAUCAACUAUACCUUUACGACCAUUAUCGCCAUCAUUAACAUUACCGAUGGAACAAUAUUCUAAUUUUGCCAUGCAUCAACAAAAUCCAUCAGAAUCAUCUAUAUAUCUUGAAUCUCAACAACUACAAUUUUUAAAUAAUAACUUUUCACACACACAAAAUCCUUCAACACAAUCUUCAUAUAUUCAAACACGUAGUGCCACGCCACAAGUUUUGACUGAUAGAUCAAUUAGUGCAAUGACACAAAUGACACCAACAUCACCUCAAGUAAUAAAUACAAUUAAAAUACCUGUCCAGCCAACUAAAACGUGGGUAGACAUAUCUCAUAUUCCACCAUACGAAAGAAAAUUUAAGCAAAUUAAAAGUCUGGAACAAAUUUGGUCUAUGCCUGCAACAGUAGACAAUAGACCAACCUUGCUAUUCUGUUAUUCUUAA
Messenger RNA from Entrophospora candida, 801 nucleotides. The record is from the annotation of a GenBank genome assembly. NCBI's taxonomy places the organism in Eukaryota, Fungi, Glomeromycota, Glomeromycetes, Entrophosporales, Entrophosporaceae.